Kwoniella mangroviensis CBS 8507 is the source of this 3105-nucleotide messenger RNA. RefSeq lists its product as uncharacterized. NCBI's taxonomy places the organism in Eukaryota, Fungi, Basidiomycota, Tremellomycetes, Tremellales, Cryptococcaceae. Gene Ontology annotation, molecular function: DNA binding; zinc ion binding; DNA-binding transcription factor activity, RNA polymerase II-specific. The record is from RefSeq and is a predicted model, not a curated record. Gene Ontology annotation, biological process: DNA-templated transcription; regulation of DNA-templated transcription. Bases 1 to 3105 code for a protein of 1034 amino acids. The transcript has 14 exons.
AUGCCUCUUCACUAUCCUCAAGAACCCAAUCAUCCCACGGACUUGUCGAUGCCGCCUCCGCCAGAUAAGAUCAUACAUGUCGAUACUGCGCCCGUUCCCUCAUCCUCCUCAUCUCAUACACAUCAUCCAGACGUCGCGGGUGUACUGAGGAGGAAUCAAGCUUGCUUGCAAUGUAGGAAGAGGAAGUUGGCUCGACCCCAUUGUGCGACUUGCGUCAGAUCAUAUCGACAUCUUCUGAGGACUUCCCCGAAAAGCAACCCAGUACUAUGUUGUGAUUACGAUGAAGGGACGGGAAGUCACCACGAGGAAGGAGAUAAGGGUCAGAAGUCCACGUCGAGCAAAUCACCUGCUCGCAAGCAGGAUCAGGGACCAGAGGAUGAGGAUGGAGGAGGGAAGAAGAAGAGGAAAGCAGGUGGAGAAGGGAAACGUAGGAAGAAGGACGAGGAGUUCGAAGAGGAAAGAGAUAGGUUGACGAAGCAGAUUGAGGAACUCCAAGCUCAAUUGAAGCAGAAUCUCGACCCAACAUCUCACAAACAGAAGCAACCUGCAUCUUCAACCUUGAACCAGAAUCCAUCAUUGCAAGAAACCUUGUCAGCACAAUCUGCACCAUCCCCAACGGCGUUUCUCGAGAUGCUGUCCUCAGCCGCGUCAAAUCAAGUACCCAACGCGUCGUCUAGCAACAACGCUGGAAAAUCUUCGGGUCAGACGGCCAGUGCUAGCACACCAUUUUGGUUGGGUCAAAUGGAUCGAGGUUCAAUAGAUGCUGCUAGUGGAUUUAGACCAAUGUUCAUGUUUGAUCAAAGUGGCCAGCAAUCUGAUGCCUCUGCCAUCCGAGGUGAUCCAUCACCUGACGCUCAAUCUCAAGAGUCUAGGAGGUCGAGUCUCCUCACACCUGGUGGUGGCGACUCAUCUUCUCAAAGUCAGAAUAUUCUUUCGCCCGGAGGGAUAUUCAAUUUUUCACCUGGACCCUCUACCAACCUCAUGUCAAAUUGGCCCCCUCCACCUGAUCCCAUCACAGGUAAUAUCGAGCCGAGCACAAAAGUGGACGGACCAUGGAGAGCUGUCGAAACGAUUGAAACUGUCUAUGCCGCUAGUAUGAUAAAUAACCAGAAUCAAAAUCAGGAUCAACAAAGUUUCAGCCUAGAUACGAAUAUGGAGACGGAGAUCAAUCUCGAUGGUUUACAAGCUGGUUUGGACGCUGCGAUGCAACAGCAAUUGUUGAUGGAUCUUUUCUGGCCUGGCUGGCCAAUAAAUCUUCCAGAACCGAAUGUCGUCAACGACCUGAUCGAAGCCUUCUUCGAUCUCGUACCGAAUUUACCAAGAGUGUUACAUCGAGCCCGAUUCUUAUCGAGAAUGGCUUUACCGCCCACCCAUUCCAACUUCCCUCAUCCUGCUCUGAUCCACGCUGUGUGUGCCGCAGCGGCAGCUUGGUGUUCACCUGAGAUAUACGAAAAAUCAACUAGGGGUAAAGGAAGGGACUUCUUUGAUAGUAAUGCCGGCGCAGGGAUGUACGGGAAUGAUAUACUAGAAGGAAAGGGAUCAAAGGCCAACCUAACAUUUGGUCUGAGACAAGCUAGUUUUGCUAAAGAAGCGGUUCAAGAAGGUCUGAAUACCGGUAAUAGGUUAUUCGAUGUGGUUAGAGCGAUGAUUAUCCUAUGUCGAGUAUUCAUUGAUGACACCAGAAUGUUGGAAUGCUGGGCAUAUGGCGGUCUUGUUGCCCGAAUGCUUCUGCCAUUAGGAUUGAACGUUCGAUCAGCAGAACUCUCUCUCAAAUCAGUUAUGCUCCCGCCUCCUACGGAUGCUCUUGAAAGGGAAGAGAGAAGAGCAGCAGUGUGGAUGGCUUUCUACCACGACACUAUUGCUAGCUCUGCCAGUGGUUGGGGAACAUCAAUGUCGCUUGAUGAACUUACCGUGCCAUUACCGGUGCCCGUCAAAGACUUCGAAAUGGGCUACGAACAGAUGGAUCCUAAUCCUCAAGAUUUAGAAUCUCCAGAUUUCUGGGUCAAACAUCCCGUACCAGACUCUUUCGUUAUGGUCAUCAAAGCCACUGUACUCAUGAAUAGAACGAACAAAUUCGCUCGAAGGUGGAAGAACCGACAUAUGAGAGAUAAUGACGAUUUCGACGGGCUGUACAAACCGGAAUUCAGAGAGAUUGCAAAUGCCAUUGCUUGUUUUCAAAUGAGCUUCCCGCCUAUUAUGAGAAAUGUGGGUAAAUUGACAUCGAAGAGGAGACUUGACAUCGAUCUCAUAGCCGCUCAAAUGCUACCACACGCUGCUAUCAUUUGUCUUCAUGAACCCUUCGCGGAUCUGAAUGAUCCAAGCGAUCAAGCUGCUCGACGUAUGUUAGGUGCUACACAGGCUAUCGUGUCCAUCGUACAGCAGCUCGCGAGUGUCUUUGGCGAAGGUGGUUCAAACUUUACUUCCGUGAUGCACUCUUCCGCUUCAGUGUGUCUGGUCACAUCUGCGAGAACAUCGCUGCUCUUCCUUCGACAUGCUCUUAACAUCGGUGAUAUGGCUGCGGCUCAACUUCAUCGAACAGAUUGCGAGAUGAUCCGUAUGGCGUUGAGUCAAUUCGGCUUGAAAUUCAAGAUUGGUCAUCACCAUUCGCAACUCAUUGAAUACUUCCUCGAUCGAGCGACCAACCCAACAUUUGAGAAGCUACAAGCUCACUAUCCCGACCAUCCUCGAAGCGGAGCACCUGAACUUACACCAACCGCUAAUUUCGGAUUAUGCGUAUCCAACGCUCUGAACAUCAAGAGAGGAUUCUGGCGACUGCCCAAACAGUCUACUUCGACCGGUGCAUCCCCUUUCGGAUCAACUCCAGAAAGUAUGGCAAGUAAUAGUCACGCUUCUAGACCUCAUGCUAGUUCCAGCUCGAGUGUCAGCCAACAUUUUUCCGAUCACGAUUCACCGAAACAUCCUUUGGAAACUCCUGGCCUGAGAGGUCAGACGCAACCACCCUUACAUAGCAAUGCAAGCGGCACGGAAGCUAUGGAUACUGAUCCUGUCGAUCACUUCAAAGAUUUCACUCCUUGUGUACCUGCUCGACCUUCUGCGACUACAUCAAAGAGCGAUCAACAAUCUACAUUAUCCGAAACGGGGUGA